AUGUGGGGGGCCCGCCUGGGGCUCCUGGUCUGCCUCCUGUGCUGUGCAGCCAGAGCCUAUCCCAAUGCUUCUCCGCUGCUGGGCUCCAGCACCGGAGACCUGACCCACCUGUACACCGCCACAGAGAGGAACAGCUACCACCUGCAGAUCCACCAAGAUGGCCGUGUGGAUGGCACACCCCAGCAGACCAUCUACAGUGCCCUGAUGAUCCGAUCGGAGGAUCCCGGCUUUGUGGUGAUCACGGGCGUGAUGAGCAGAAGGUACCUCUGCAUGGACUUCAGGGGCCACAUUUUCGGAUCUCAUCUCUUCAGCCCGGAGAGCUGCAGGUUCCGCCAGCGCAGGCUGGAAAACGGCUAUGACGUCUACCACUCCCCGCAGCUCCACUUCCUGGUCAGCCUGGGCCGGCCCAAAAGGGCCUAUCUGCCCGGCACCAACCCUCCACCCUACUCCCAGUUCCUGUCUCGGAAGAACGAGAUCCCCCUUCUGCACUUCAAUACGCCCAGGCCUCGGCGCCACACCCGCAGCGCUGAGGACAACUCAGACCUGGACCCGCUGAAUGUGCUCAAGCCCCGGCCCCGGAUGACCCCCGCGCCGGCCUCCUGCUCCCAGGAGCUCCCGAGCGCCGAGGAUAACAGCCUGGUGGCCAGUGACCCCUUAGGGGUAGUCAGAGGCAACAGGGUCAACACGCAUGUGGGCGGGAUGGGCGCGGAGCGCUGCCGUCCCUUCCCAAGUUUGAGUAGGCAGACCAGGAAGGGGCCCUUUUUAACUAAUCUUUCCCCAGACUAA
Molecule: messenger RNA, 786 nt
Organism: Condylura cristata (star-nosed mole)
Lineage: Eukaryota; Metazoa; Chordata; Mammalia; Eulipotyphla; Talpidae
Gene: FGF23
Product: fibroblast growth factor 23
Exons: 3
Coding region: 1-786 (261 amino acids)
Biological process (GO): positive regulation of cell population proliferation; fibroblast growth factor receptor signaling pathway; regulation of cell migration
Cellular component (GO): cytoplasm
Molecular function (GO): type 1 fibroblast growth factor receptor binding; growth factor activity
Source: RefSeq, a predicted model, not a curated record